Molecule: messenger RNA, 591 nt
Organism: Mauremys reevesii (Reeves's turtle)
Lineage: Eukaryota; Metazoa; Chordata; Testudines; Geoemydidae
Gene: NDUFC2
Product: NADH:ubiquinone oxidoreductase subunit C2
Exons: 3
Coding region: 140-472 (110 amino acids)
Biological process (GO): mitochondrial electron transport, NADH to ubiquinone
Cellular component (GO): mitochondrial inner membrane
Source: RefSeq, a predicted model, not a curated record
CUCUGGCUGGGGGACGGGAAGCGCGCCGGAACCUUGGUGUCCCGGCUGCCGGGAGCUGGCGGGUCGCUAUUGGGGGCGGUACCCGCUGUUGCCCUUGAGCUGGUGGGGCGGGUGCGUCGCUGUGCGCGGUCCGGGCACCAUGGUGUUCUUGCCCGAUGAGUCGCGGGGGCUCCCGCCGCCCCCCAUCGUGAACAGGAACUCGGUGUGGCUGGGCCUGCUGGGCUGGGGGUCGGCGCUCCUGGACAACGCCUUCCGCCGGCGCCCCAUGAUACGAGCUGGAUUUCACCGUCAGGCCCUGUGUUUCACCGUGGGCUGGUGUGUUGGAUAUUAUUGCAGUAAACGUGCAGACUAUAUUUAUGCUAAACUGGACAGAGAGCUGAUGGAAUACAUUAGGCAACAUCCGGAAGAUUUUAAGGAGAAAGAUAAGAAAACCCUAGCUGAAGUGCUGCAUAAAUUCUAUCCAAUUCGCUGAAAACUUCUCAAGAACUACAGACUUGUUCAGCAGAUCGUGUUUCGUGAGACCACUCCCAAAUAUAUUUGAGCAGACUGUAUGUCAGUUAUUGUUCAAAUGAAACUGGUUGAAAAACAAAA